Molecule: messenger RNA, 3695 nt
Organism: Peromyscus eremicus (cactus mouse)
Lineage: Eukaryota; Metazoa; Chordata; Mammalia; Rodentia; Cricetidae
Gene: Card11
Product: caspase recruitment domain family member 11
Exons: 23
Biological process (GO): regulation of apoptotic process; positive regulation of canonical NF-kappaB signal transduction
Molecular function (GO): protein binding
Source: RefSeq, a predicted model, not a curated record
UUAUACCUCACAGGAGGAGGGCCAGCUAUGGAUGACUACAUGGAGACACUGAAGGAUGAAGAGGAUGCCCUGUGGGAGAAUGUGGAAUGCAACCGGCACAUGCUGAGCCGCUACAUCAACCCUGCCAAGCUCACCCCCUACCUUCGACAGUGCAAGGUCAUCGAUGAGCAAGAUGAAGAUGAGGUGCUCAAUGCACCCAUGCUCCCAUCCAAGAUCAACCGGGCAGGCCGCCUGUUGGACAUUCUUCACACCAAGGGACAAAGGGGCUAUGUGGUCUUCCUGGAGAGUCUAGAGUUUUACUACCCAGAACUUUACAAGCUGGUGACUGGGAAGGAGCCUACCCGGAGAUUCUCCACCAUUGUGGUGGAGGAGGGCCAUGAGGGCCUCACACACUUCCUGAUGAACGAGGUCAUCAAACUGCAGCAGCAGGUGAAAGCCAAGGACCUUCAGCGCUGUGAGCUGCUGGCCAAGUCCAGGCAGCUGGAGGAUGAAAAGAAGCAGCUGACCCUGACGCGGGUGGAGCUGCUGACCUUCCAGGAGCGGUACUACAAGAUGAAGGAGGAGCGGGACAGCUACAACGAUGAGCUGGUCAAAGUCAAGGAUGACAACUACAACUUAGCCAUGCGCUACGCCCAGCUCAGUGAGGAGAAAAACAUGGCGGUGAUGAGGAGCCGCGACCUCCAACUCGAGAUCGACCAACUCAAGCAUCGAUUGAACAAGAUGGAGGAGGAAUGUAAGCUGGAGAGAAAUCAGUCCUUGAAGCUCAAGAACGACAUUGAGAACCGGCCCAAGAAGGAGCAGGUCCUGGAACUGGAGCGGGAGAAUGAGAUGCUGAAGACCAAGAUCCAGGAGUUGCAGUCCAUCAUCCAGGCUGGCAAGCGCAGUCUACCUGACUCAGACAAGGCCAUCUUGGACAUCCUGGAGCAUGACCGGAAAGAGGCGCUAGAGGACCGGCAGGAACUGGUCAACAAAAUUUACAACCUGCAAGAGGAAGUCCGCCAGGCGGAGGAACUGCGGGACAAGUACCUGGAGGAGAAGGAAGAUCUGGAACUCAAGUGCUCAACCCUGGGGAAGGACUGUGAAAUGUACAAGCACCGCAUGAACACAGUUAUGCUGCAGCUAGAGGAGGUGGAGCGAGAGCGUGACCAGGCCUUCCACUCCCGAGAUGAGGCACAGACUCAGUACUCACAGUGUUUAAUCGAGAAGGACAAGUACCGGAAGCAGAUCCGUGAGCUGGAGGAGAAGAAUGAUGAGAUGCGAAUUGAGAUGGUGCGGAGGGAGGCGUGCAUCGUCAACCUGGAGAGCAAGCUCCGGCGCCUGUCCAAGGACAGCGGCAGCCUCGACCAGAGUCUACCUAGACACCUUCCUGCCACCAUCAUCUCACAGAACCUUGGAGACACCAGUCUCAGAACUAAUGGCCAAGAAGCUGAUGAUUCUUCAACCUCAGAAGAGUCGCCUGAAGAUAGCAAGUACUUUCUGCCUUACCACCCACCCCGGCGCCGGAUGAACCUAAAAGGCAUCCAGCUGCAGAGAGCCAAAUCCCCCAUCAGCAUGAAGCAAGCAUCUGAGUUUCAAGUUAAGGGGCAUGAAGAGGACUUCGCAGACGGCAGUCCCAGUUCCUCCCGCUCGCUGCCUGUCACCAGCUCUUUCUCCAAGAUGCAGCCCCACCGGAGCCGCAGCAGUAUCAUGUCAAUCACCGCAGAGCCCCCGGGAAAUGACUCCAUAGUCAGACGCUGCAAGGAAGAUGCGCCGCACCGCAGCACCGUGGAAGAAGAUAAUGACAGCUGUGGGUUUGACACCUUGGACCUUGACGAUGACAAUCAUGAACGCUACUCCUUCGGACCCCCCUCCAUCCACUCUUCCUCCUCCUCACACCAGUCCGAGGGACUGGAUGCCUACGACCUGGAGCAGGUCAACCUCAUGUUCCGGAAGUUCUCUUUAGAAAGGCCCUUCAGGCCAUCGGUUACAUCUGGGGGCCAUGUGCGGGGCACUGGCCCCUUGGUGCAGCACACAACCCUGAAUGGAGAUGGACUCAUCACCCAGCUCACCCUGCUGGGUGGCAAUGCGCGUGGAAGCUUCAUUCACUCCGUCAAGCCGGGCUCGCUGGCAGAAAGGGCUGGACUUCGUGAGGGCCACCAACUGCUGCUGCUGGAGGGCUGCAUCCGAGGUGAAAGGCAGAGCGUUCCAUUGGAUGCUUGCACAAAGGAAGAAGCCCGUUGGACCAUCCAGAGGUGUAGUGGCCCCAUCACCCUGCACUACAAGGUCAACAAUGAAGGAUACCGGAAGCUGCUGAAGGAGAUGGAGGACGGUAUGAUCACAUCAGGGGACUCCUUCUAUAUCCGCCUGAACCUGAACAUCUCCAGCCAGCUGGAUGCCUGCUCCAUGUCCCUGAAGUGUGACGAUGUGGUGCAUGUCCUGGACACCAUGUACCAAGACAGGCAUGAGUGGCUAUGUGCACGAGUUGACCCCUUCACAGACCAAGACCUGGACAUGGGCACCAUCCCUAGCUACAGCCGGGCUCAACAGCUUCUCCUAGUGAAGCUCCAGCGACUGGUUCACAGGGGCAGCCGGGAGGAGGCGGACAGUGCUCACCACACCCUGCGCAGCCUCCGGAACACCCUGCAGCCCGAAGAGACACUUUCAACCAGCGACCCUCGGGUCAGCCCCCGCCUCUCCAGAGCGAGUUUCUUCUUUGGCCAGCUCCUCCAGUUCGUCAGCCGGUCAGAAAACAAGUACAAACGAAUGAACAGCAACGAACGUGUGAGAAUCAUCUCUGGGAGCCCCCUGGGGAGCCUCUCCCGGUCCUCGCUGGAUGCCACCAAACUCCUGACUGAGAAGCAUGAAGAACUGGACCCUGAGAAUGAGCUCAGCCGGAACCUCACCCUGAUCCCCUACAGCCUAGUGAGCGCCUUCCACUGUGAGCGCCGCCGACCGGUGCUCUUCACUCCCACCAUGCUGGCCAAGACACUGGUGCAGAAGCUGCUCAACUCGGGGGGGGCCAUGGAGUUCACCAUCUGCAAGUCAGAUAUCGUCACAAGAGAUGAGUUCCUCCGGAAGCAGAAGACUGAGACCAUCAUCUACUCCCGGGAAAAGAACCCCAACACCUUUGAGUGCAUCGUCCCUGCCAACAUUGAGGCUGUGGCAGCCAAGAAUAAACACUGCCUGCUAGAGGCAGGGAUCGGCUGCGUGCGCGACCUGAUCAAGUGCAAGGUGUACCCCAUCGUGCUGCUCAUCCGGGUGAACGAGAAGAACAUCAAACGCUUCAGGAAGCUGCUACCACGGCCAGAGACGGAGGAGGAAUUCCUACGUGUGUGCAGACUCAAAGAGAAGGAGCUGGAGGCCCUGCCCUGCCUCUACGCCACCGUGGAGGCGGAGAUGUGGAGCAGCGUGGAGGAGCUGCUGCGUGUCCUCAAAGACAAGAUCGGGGAGGAACAGCGCAAGACCAUCUGGGUGGACGAGGACCAGCUAUGAGUCCGUCUGAGUCUGAGCCGCUGGACACAGACAUGGGGAUCCUGAGCCCCUAGCAAUGAAGUCACCAGAAGCCACCUGGUGGAAGGUCAGGGCCCGCUGGCGUGACAGUGAUGAGCAAGCACAGGACACUGAGCCUGGGGCCCAAACCCAGCAGCCCCUCCAAGGCCAGAGCAGCAGUUGAAUGUAAAUGCAUGGGACAGGGACAGAUGACUACCUGCAAAGUG